Messenger RNA from Salvia splendens (bonfire salvia), 1361 nucleotides. Its product is annotated as mitochondrial uncoupling protein 5-like. The transcript has a single exon. Lineage: Eukaryota; Viridiplantae; Streptophyta; Magnoliopsida; Lamiales; Lamiaceae. Bases 251 to 1210 code for a protein of 319 amino acids. Gene Ontology annotation, biological process: transmembrane transport. The record is from RefSeq and is a predicted model, not a curated record.
UCCUUCUCUCUUCAUCCCUUCGAUCGUCAUAUGUCUCAGCGUGCCACCAUCCCCCACUUCUCCUCCAUCGCUUUCGGCCACCAUUCCCAUCUCCUGGUUUCCAGUGAGAUGAACUCCAAUUCCAAUUGGUCUUCCUCUUGAUCAAUUCCCUCAAUUCUUUGCAGAAACGAAACCAAUCUAAUCCCAAUCGUUUUUGCCAUUUUAACCCCAAUUCAAUUUUUUUUUCUCGAGUAUUUUCACCGAACACGUCAUGGGCGUUAAAGGCUUCGUCGAAGGCGGCAUCGCCUCCAUCAUCGCCGGCUGCAGCACUCACCCCUUAGAUCUCAUCAAAGUCCGUAUGCAGCUGCAGGGAGAAUCCUCCGCCGCUCCUCCUCCCAAUCUCCGCCCCGCCAUGGCUUUCCCUAAUUCCGCCGCCGCGGCUCAGAACCUCCACGUCCCCACCAUUCCUCCGCCCCGCGCCGGGCCAAUCUCCGUCGGCCUCCGCAUCGUCCAGCAAGACGGCGCCGCCGCCCUAUUCUCCGGCGUCUCCGCCACCGUCCUCCGCCAGACCUUAUACUCCACCACCAGGAUGGGACUCUACGACAUCCUCAAAACCAAAUGGACGGAUCCAAACACCAACGUCUUCCCACUAACACACAAAAUCGUCGCCGGAUUAAUCGCCGGCGGCGUCGGCGCCGCCGUAGGCAACCCCGCCGACGUGGCGAUGGUCCGGAUGCAGGCGGACGGGCGCCUCCCAGCGCCCGACCGCCGCAACUACAAGAGCGUGGUCGACGCCAUUUCCCAAAUGACGAAAAACGAGGGCGUCACCAGCCUCUGGCGCGGGUCUGCUCUUACCGUGAACCGCGCCAUGCUGGUGACGGCCUCGCAAUUGGCGUCGUACGACCAGUUCAAAGAGAUUAUAAUAAAGAAAAAUGUAAUGGGGGACGGGCUCGGGACGCACGUGACGGCCAGCUUCGCGGCUGGGUUCGUGGCCGCGGUGGUGUCGAAUCCCGUGGACGUGAUCAAGACGAGGGUGAUGAACAUGAAGGUGGAGCCUGGGGUGGCGGCGCCCUACAACGGCGCGAUGGAUUGCGCGAUGAAGACGAUUAAAGCUGAGGGGCCGUUCGCGCUUUACAAGGGUUUUAUUCCGACGAUUUCGAGGCAGGGGCCGUUUACGGUGGUGCUGUUUGUGACGCUUGAGCAGGUGAGGAAGUUGCUCAAGGAUUUCUGAGGAAGAUGUGAUGAUGAUGAUGAAGAAGGCUAGUUUAGUCUUUUUUAGAAUAUUAGUAAUUAAUAUGGUUAUGGUAAUUUGGUUUAAUUUCGAUUUUGUGUAAUUUUGUAUUUUAAUGGGAAGAAAUGGUUUAGUUACGUGUUUUGAUUUA